This is a messenger RNA of Stegodyphus dumicola, 4560 nucleotides long. RefSeq lists its product as uncharacterized. The record is from RefSeq and is a predicted model, not a curated record. NCBI's taxonomy places the organism in Eukaryota, Metazoa, Arthropoda, Arachnida, Araneae, Eresidae.
UUUGAGAUCGCAAAAAAAGGAACUGUGUCGCAUAUGAAAGCAACGGAUAAAAGCUUCGGGGCAGAAAACAAUUGUAACGGAACGGUGCAUCCAAUACAGAAAACGGCGCCAAACUUGACACAGAUUAUGUCUUCGGAUGUGGAACAGGCCCCGAAGGCUCUACGAGGAGUCGUUGCACCUGCCGAGGGAUGUUUCUGGAUUAAAAGACGAGCAGGCCCUAUUACGAGCCGGUCACGAAAGAAGUUCACUCCUAUCGAAACCACCACUUCUGGAACGACCACCCUCAGCAGCAGAAGUAUGGAGACGACGACGGCGAUUCUGGUGUCACUAUUAUUGGUCACUCUGGGAAUGUCAGUAUGGGCCAUCGCAUCGGAUACGCCGGAUGUAAACAGUGUAAAUGUUAAGACGAAAGAUAUCUUUGACGAAGAAUCCACCAUUCAAUCUCGAAGCGAUUAUCCUGACUUAGAAGACCUGAGUACAUUUUUCGAUUUCGAAAUCGGUCCUACAAACGAGAAAGACCAUAUCCAUUCUCAGUCUCCCCCAAGUUCUUCAAAAGGAUCUAGUGUCACGCGGACGUAUCGUAACAAGCAUUACUACUACUAUAACUCAGGAGAUACUCAAUACCCCUCUGGCAGAUACUAUUCUGUUCCGAAGGAGAAGUUAGUGACUCCAGGAUCUCACUAUAAAUCUCCCACUGAAACAUCGACUAAAGCGAAUGAUUCUGAAUCCACUAUUAGUCAAGCAAUUGUGGGACCCUAUCAAGUAUCUGUGGUGGAUGCCAAAAGUCCCAUGCUUUCCAAACUCGGAUUCAGUCAAGAGGAUUUAGAAAGACUUUCUGGCUAUUCCAGACGUAGCACUACAAACUCAACAAUGCUCGAAUCUGAUUCAGUGCCACCGGCAACGUAUGCAGAGGAUCCUAGAUCGCACCAGCCGUACCCUGGAUAUCCCUCUUCACACUCCCAGCCUCCGAAAAAGCAUGCAGAACGUUAUGAAUCAUCUAAAUAUCCAUCAUAUUCUUCUAACAGACCAAUUGAAAGGGAGUAUAGGCCAAACGAAUACUAUCCGCCUGAAACUUCUACUCCACAUAGAGGAUAUUACAGUGCACCUCCUGCUAAUUCACAUCCUCCACCCCAAGGUUCAUAUGAUGCCAAAAGUUACAAGGCUGUUCAGGAUUCUACCCCUAGAGCAUAUUCAACAUAUCAUCAUCAACCUUCCAAUUACAAUCAGUAUCCUCCUCCUCCUCCACCACCAGCGCCUUCAAGUACGUCUUCUUAUUCACCAAAAAGAAGUCCAAGUGAACCUUGGAGGCACAGUCCUUCAGCCCACACAGACUGGGAUGACACUAAACCAAAAAAGCAAGAGAGUUGGCAAGGAGAGGGACCAUACCCACCUCAUCCACCGCCACUUCCAUACAGCAGUACUCCAUCGAAUUCUGAACCUCACCAAUCAAGACCUUCAUAUAACUCCCAACCUGAUAAACCAAGCCAUCGAUAUGCCACUUAUCACAAGCCCGAGGUCCCUUCGAAAUCAGGCUACAGCCCUUCAAGCAGUAUUUCAUCCAGUUCAUCAGACUACCACGUUCACAAGCCAAGCUAUUAUCCACCAUCUUCUACUUACUCUAGUUCCUCCAAAGUACCUUCAAGAUCUGGUUCUGUAAGCUAUGGUUCUUCUUCUCAUCAUCAUCCUCCGCCUGGUAAACCAGGAAUUACGAUACGUUUCAAGGCUAAGUCUCCCGGUCAUCAUGGACUAAACAUUCCUCUCAAUUUCAAUCCUUUAGAAGUGGUGAAAAAAUUAAUACCUUUAUCUGCCCUCAAUCCACUAAACAAUAAAAAAGUGACGAUAGGGAUUACUAUAGAAAAUAAAAAAGAGCACCAUGACUACCAUUCCUAUUGAAGAUCUCUGAGUGAAUAGUGUGAGAACGGAACUUCCACUGUGAUACUAAAUUACUGAAUCUAUGUUUUAACCAACAUGAUGCGUAUUACCAACAACUCUAAUAUUCACUGUUAAUAUAUGUGCCACUUUAUUCUUGGAACUGCUGUGACAAUAGAAGAUCAUUUGUCCAAAGCAUCUACAUAUUUAGGAUUAAAGAAAUUUUAUAAACUUCGAGUAAAGAAAUAAAUAAGUAAAUAAAACUUGGAAAAUGAUAAAGAAAUAAGAGUACUUACAUGCAUUUUAAUCAAGUAACUACGAGUAAGAAAGAAAACCUCCUUCUUACUAGAAACCUCAUUCUUAUUAUACGAGCAUUUGAACAAAACAAAAAGCUGAACAAGAAUAAGUCAAAAAGAAUCAUCCUGGUGCAAAUACGUUUUUAGUAAAUAAUGUAAUUGAUGCUUAGUUAUCUGUAAUACGUCAGAAUUAACUUUAACUAACGAAGUUUCUUGCUACAUAUUUCAGAUAUUUCAUAUAAUUUAUUUUUUCAAGGAAUACAUAUAAAGUCAGUAGUCCAAAGCAGUAAACGACAUUCCGGUCUCCUAAUUUGCCGGGCAUAAAUCUUUGCGAUAAUUUUUUGGGGAAAGUUGUAUUAUAGAUACUGUUUUUCUGCCGCUCUUGCCAUUCGACCUUGCUGAAUUCUAAAUCCACGUUAUCUACGUCAUCAUAUCUGUCACAGUUGUAAGAGGAUCGAUUGAUUUCGAUAUGCUUCAACAUACUUGGACUGGAUGUAUGUUGCGUGACAAAAGGGUCUCACACGGAGCACCUGUAAAGUUGCUCAUUUACACUAUUUCAACUCUGAGCCUAAGGAACGAGAACGAACUGGACGGCUCCACUUGAUGAAGUUCUGAAUGAAUUAGUUUCAUAAAGGGAAUAAUUCACUUUUGAAAUUUCGAAUGACAUCAUUAGACUAGGUUGUUUAUUUGUUUUAUGCAACAAAAUGCAUAUCUACUCUCUGAAAUCCGUGAGUGCAUUUUUACUUUUUAGAGAAGCCGUCAAGUUUCAUAAGCCCAAAGUUCUGCUAGUGUAAACGGACCUUUAUGUGGGUCAAAAGCUUGUAGAUUUAAAAGUUAAUUUGAUGCAUCACAUGUAAAUAUAUACUGAUCACAUUCUUUGCCAUAACCGUUUGCAACAGGAUGAUUCUCUUUGGCUGUGGCUUAGCACCGUAUUACCAGCCUACUUUAGAGUUACCAAGGAACUCUUCAUGUGAAAAAGAUGUAUGUAACUCAAUGACAGUUCCUCUGGAGUGCAUGUAGUACAUUACAAUAAUUGUGUCAUCAAGUGAUGAGUUUUAUAAUUGGAUUAAAAUAAUUUUUAAAAAGAGAGAGCUAAAAUUUAUCAAUCGAAUUGUGUAAAUGUUUGUCAAUUUAGAUUCUUGGAUAAAAGAUCUUCUGUUGUGUUAUAUAUUCAAAGAACACUUCUCAGUACGUUCAGCAGAAGUUGAAUGAUUGAUCUGGUAUCUUGUAUAAUAUAUUUCAAGAAAAAGAUAUUUAUAUAUAGAAAGACAUUCAUUUAUAAAUGUCAUAUAUUGAAACUUCUUGUGGAAUUUUUUUUUUUAUAUAUGCUAUUUUCUUGUUUUAGUUAUGUAGUAGAAAUGUCUUGAGAAGUUUUAGUUUCAAAAUUUAGUUGGAAGACAAUUACUUCAAAGCGGCGAUAUCUAAGCCAUCUGAAAAUACGGAAAGAAACUAUCGUUUCUUUAACCUAUUACUUUGCAAAAUUUACUUAUAAAGUAGAAGUUUAAAUGGCAAAGUUAAAAUUUUUGUUGUUAAGUUACUUUUGCAAAGGAACUCUCAUUAUGUUUUUAAUAAGAACUUUUUGUAGAGUCAAUUGAAUUUAUUUGAUAAAAAUUUGUGUAAAAAAUAUUGUAGAAUUAUUACUGAACUGAAUGUAAGAAAGGAUCAAUUGAUAUUAUUUGACCAAACGUUGUUCACGGUUUGUUUUCUUCAACAUUGUUUAUGCAUAUACACCGUCCGUUCAAAAAGUCCCGAGCCAGAUUUUCUUCCUGGCCUAUAAUCACAACUAGAAAUUUUAACUGGAAUAAAUCAGGGAAUGCGAUUUCCGGAUGUCAUAUAUCAGUUGUGCAAAAGGAUUUAGGUGUAAGAGGAUUGAUUGUGCAAGAGGAUUUCGUCCGGAAUGAUGGAAGGAGAGAGAUUUCUUCUUGAUGCACGACAAUGUGCCCACUCACACGGCUGGUAUUAUAGUGCAGAUUUUAGCGAAAAAACAUGCGCCAGUUCUUAACCAUCCUCCAUAGUCACCGGAUUUGUCGCCCAGUAACUUUUUCUUUUAUACCCGAAAAUGAAACUUCAUAUGAAGAUCCCCGCUAUUAUGACGUCACCGAUAAUCAAGCCACAGUGAUACGCAGGUUGUAUAGCAUUUCAAACAAGGACUUUCCUGGCAGUUUCAUAUGAUUGUAUGAACAUUCUGUAAAUUGUACUUAAAUGGCGGAGGGAGAUUAUAUAGAAUACUGAAGUAUUAAAAUGUUCAUCUUAAGUUCUCAUUAAUUCAGUUUUGGAAAUUUUUGGGCAGACAGUGCAUGUUGAAGAAUUUAAAAACUCUACAAUGUGUUUUCCAAUGAUGAGAAAAAAAAAUUUACUCCCUAAAAUUAAAUUUUAAAUAAGAAUUUACACUCAA